GCGAGGCGCAGCCGGGCUGCCCGGGCGGCCGUCAUGCCGUCCUCGCCGCUUCGUGUGGCCGUCGUGUGCUCCAGCAACCAGAACCGCAGCAUGGAGGCGCACAACAUCCUCAGCAAACGAGGAUUCAGUGUCCGAUCCUUUGGAACAGGGACUCACGUGAAACUGCCAGGACCAGCACCGGACAAGCCGAAUGUUUACGAUUUCAAAACAACAUACGAUCAGAUGUACAAUGAUCUGCUUAGGAAAGACAAAGAACUAUACACACAGAAUGGGAUUUUACACAUGUUGGACAGAAAUAAGAGAAUCAAGCCACGACCAGAAAGAUUCCAGAACUGCAAAGAUAUUUUUGAUUUGAUUCUAACAUGUGAAGAAAGAGUCUAUGAUCAAGUAGUAGAAGAUUUAAAUUCCAGGGAGCAGGAGACAUGUCAGCCAGUGCAUGUGAUCAAUGUGGACAUUCAGGAUAAUCACGAGGAGGCCACUCUUGGUGCUUUCCUUAUCUGUGAGCUCUGCCAGUGUAUACAGCACACAGAAGACAUGGAAAACGAAAUAGAUGAGCUCUUACAGGAAUUUGAAGAGAAAAGUGGAAGGACUUUUCUUCAUACUGUCUGCUUUUAUUAAAGCACAUCUGUCUCUUAGGCCUUAAUACAGAUGAAAGAAGCAUGUGUUUAACGUUCUGAUUAUACUGUAUUUUCCUGGAAAGUGAAUGCUGUUUUGUUUUCAUUUUUUCUUUGUGUUUUUUUUU
Messenger RNA from Nothoprocta perdicaria, 742 nucleotides. RefSeq names its product SSU72 homolog, RNA polymerase II CTD phosphatase (gene SSU72). The transcript has 5 exons. Lineage: Eukaryota; Metazoa; Chordata; Aves; Tinamiformes; Tinamidae. Gene Ontology annotation, biological process: termination of RNA polymerase II transcription. The coding region runs from base 34 to 618 and encodes 194 amino acids. Gene Ontology annotation, molecular function: RNA polymerase II CTD heptapeptide repeat phosphatase activity. Gene Ontology annotation, cellular component: mRNA cleavage and polyadenylation specificity factor complex; nucleus. The record is from RefSeq and is a predicted model, not a curated record.